AGCAGCAGAGGAGAGCGGACGGAGCCACGACCCGCAGCCGGACAGCGAAGCAGCCAUUCCCCGUCUGUUCUGGGUCGAACCCAUCCGUCAGAACAUACGAACAUUUCUUUCCAACUUCAGCUACAGUGUUAGCUAAGUUCGGAAGGGAGGAAAGGGGAGAAACGUCGCGUUUUCUUUUGGUUUUUUGAUUUUUCUGCUUCUUGCUGCCGACGGUUGGACGUAGAGAGAGCAGAGGCUCCGCUCCUGUCCAGCACAAAAGAAGGAAAAUCAGGCUUUUAAAAUGGAAACUACUGGACCCAAGAAGGCAACAUGCACCGAAUCCAUCAGACAUUUCUUCACUUCAGCCAAGUUUCUUAUUUACAUGGGCCAUGCACUGUCAACAUGGGGUGACCGGAUGUGGAACUUUGCGGUGGCCGUUUUUCUGGUGGAGCUGUACGGGAACAGCCUGCUGCUGACGGCCGUUUAUGGCCUGGUGGUGGCCGGGUCCGUGCUGCUGCUGGGCGCCAACAUUGGCAACUGGGUGGACAGGAACCCCCGGCUGAAAGUGGCCCAGACGUCGCUGCUGGUCCAGAACAGUUGCGUCAUCAUGUGCGGCGUUCUGCUGAUGCUGGUUUUCCACUUCAAGGCCCAGCUGGUGGAGCUCUACAACGGCUGGAUUCUGACCGUCUGCUACAUCCUGGUCAUCAGCAUCGCCAACGUGGCCAACCUGGCCAGCACGGCCACCUCCAUCACCAUCCAGCGGGACUGGGUGGUGGUGGUGGCCGGCCAGGACAGCAGCAGCCUGGCCGACAUGAACGCCACGGUGCGGAUCAUCGACCAGCUCACCAACAUCCUGGCGCCCAUGCUGGUGGGCCAGAUCAUGGCGUUCGGCUCGCACUUCGUGGGCUGCGGCUUCAUCUCCGGCUGGAACCUGGCCUCCAUGUGCGUGGAGUACGGCCUGCUGUGGAAGGUUUACCAGAAGACGCCGGCGCUCGCCCUGAAGGCCGUCCACAAGGAGCAGCAGCACGAGCUCAAGCAGCUCAGCCCCCUGAAAGACUGUGAGAACGGCCAGAGUCCCGAGGAAUCGUCUCAGCCGCUGAUGGACGCCUCGCCGCCCGGCGCCGCAGAUCCCGGCAAGGCGGCGGGCUGCUGCGGCGCGGCGAGCCAGCCGCUGCGGACCUUCAGGGCCGGAUGGGUGGCCUACUACAAGCAGGACAUCUUCCUGGCCGGCAUGUCGCUGGCCUUCCUCUACAUGACGGUGCUGGGCUUCGACUGCAUCACCACGGGCUUCGCCUACACGCAGGGCCUCAACGGCUCCAUCCUCAGCCUGCUGAUGGGCGCCUCCGCCAUCUCCGGCAUCUGCGGCACCGUGGCCUUCACCUGGAUCCGCAGGAAGUGCGGCCUGAUCCGGACGGGCUUCAUCUCCGGCACGGCGCAGCUCUGCUGCCUCCUGCUGUGCGUCUUCUCCGUCUUCGCCCCCGGCAGCCCCUUCGACCUGAGCGUGUCGCCCUUCCAGGACCUGUACGCCCACCUGAUGGGGCAGCAGAGCCUGCCGGAGGCCGAGCACAGCCUGGGCGCCGCCUUCAGCACCAACGCCACCACGCCGCCGCCGCUGGCCCAGGAGCCGCCGCCGCUGCAGUCCUACAUGUCCGUCAGCCUGCUGUUCGCUGGCGUCAUCGCCGCCAGAGUCGGUCUGUGGUCCUUUGACCUCACCGUGACCCAACUCAUCCAGGAGAACGUCAUCGAGUCGGAGCGCGGGGUGAUCAACGGCGUCCAGAACUCCAUGAACUACCUCCUGGAUCUGCUGCACUUCAUCAUGGUGAUCCUGGCGCCCAACCCCGAGGCCUUCGGCCUGCUCGUCAUCAUCUCCGUGUCCUUCGUGGCCAUGGGUCACGCCAUGUACUUCCGCUUCGCCUUCAAGAGCCUGGGCAGCCGCCUCUUCCUGUGCUGCUCGCCGGAGCAGAAGGCGGAGACGGACGCCUCUCCUCCCACCACCGUGUAGAGCCGCCAUUACAGAGACUCUGUCCUACCCGGACCGCCCUGCCUCUCAUUCACCCAACUAACACCAACGCUUGUAGCUGUUAGCAUCCUGAUUGUAGCUGUUAGCAUCUUGAUGCUGGAUAGACGGGUUAGCGUCACAGAAAACUAGCUUGUAGCUUUAGCUAAGACGGGGUUUGCUUAUUAACACAUAGUUUAGUCGAGGCUCCGCCUCCUCCAUUAGACCCGAGGUACGUCGUCCUCCCGUCGGCCGGCCGUACGCGGCGGCGGCGGAGGGGACGGUCAGGGAAGCGGGCGAUGGGGCGCGGGUUGAACGCCUCUCGCCGGUGCUGAGGAGACGCCUCCUACUUAACCAAACUCACUGGCAUCUUAAAGGGUCCGACUAUAUUUAUUCACUAACUUUAUCAGCAGUAUUGUGUUUUUCUCGUACCAAACAAAAACUCGCGCACCGCAAUAAUAGCUCUUAGUUACCAAAGUCUGGUGAAAAAGGAAGUGAGGGAAGCCAGGUCUCUGCAGUACGUCUCUGCGCCUGCGGGUGGCAGCACCACCGCAGGCGGGCUGAGCUCUUUCUCCCAUUAGAAGAGAAGAAAAUCGUCUUUUCAGGUAGUUUGCGAUAAUGUUUCAGUUCUUCUGAUUUCUGUUGUGAUUGUCGUUACUCAGGCACUUUAUGUGAUUGACGUCUGUCAUUCCACUCUGAUCUCUCGUUCAGUUUUUUAGUUUAUUUUUGCACAAAGUUGAAGCCCCGCCCACUAACCGCGGUCCGCCCUCAGUCACGGGCCGCAGACGACCCGUGACUGAGGGCGCAUGUAUUAUAUAUUACAAAGGCACAUAUUAUAAACACUUAGCAGCGUUCGCCAGUAGAAACUGCCAUUUCCUCAAAUUACAAACGUCUCCAUCAGCCACACUGACCAGCCGUCACUUUCAUUCCUUCAUGUCAAACAGUUUGUUUGUUUAAGAAAUGGUCUUCAGAAAAGACUCAACAGUUUUCUUUGGACUUUGGCUGCUGAUCAUUUGUUGCAGUUCAGAGUUUUCCUUUAGCCUGAAGCUAACCACAGCUUCUAUACCGCUCUGAUGACCUUUGCCUCAUGUCUUCCACCUUCCCUUUAUUAGGCUCAAAUAAAGGCCACUAGAGCCAACAACACCUUAAAAAAAAGACCGUCAUGCAGAAGAAAAUUCAACCUGUAUGAUUCAAUUUAUAAUCCUUCUGAGGUAAAAUCAGCCAGAGUCCAAAAAACCCGAAAGCUUCAGAAAGCCUGAAGAACUUUUGAUCAAGACCAAAAUAAGCUGCUGAUCAAGUGAAACUUUAAUUCUUUGGACCCAAAAUUCUUUUCAUUUUGCAUCCAAACAGACUAAUUAAAAAUUUUAGAUGGUCUUGAGUAAAACUCUGCAGACCUUCUGGAGGUUUUUGUCUUUUCUUUGGACCUUGGCUGCUGUUUCAGCUGAGCAUGAAGCUAAUCUCAACAUUCUGGCUCCAACAGAGCCUGAAAAAUGUUUUUACUGGGACUUUAUUUGAGUUCUGGGCUGAAAAUAAGUACAAAAGCAAAGAAAGUCCAAUGAAAACUCAAGAAGGUCUUUAGAACCGUCAGUGUAGACCGGUUUAAAAGAUGACAGCAGAGGUAAAAUAUGAAGAAUUUGUGGCAGAAUCAGAACUUUUUCUAGUUAAAUCUGGUCAGAAUAAUCCAGAUUAUUGUGGUUUUUUGCGAUGCGAGUCGAUAUAAGCUACAGAGCAAAUCAAGACGAAUGAAUAUUUAACCCCAGAGGUUUGAACAGUUCUCUUUACCUUGUAAAUGAAACUUUAUAGCUUUAUCCGCUUCCUGUCUGUCUGAACGCCUUAAUGGAAACCUGCCGAUCGCCGCGUAAUGCACACGGAACCGAACCGGGUCAUCAGAACCGGCCCGGAGCGGCGCAGAACCGAGGGAGUCUAUUCAGGAAUAUCACUCACUAACUCCACGUUAACGUCUGGUCUGAGUCGACUUUAGCUUAGAGGAAUAGAAAUAAAUAUGAACCGUUUGUUUUUUAACUGUUUUUAUAUCUUGUUGUUUCUGUGCUAAUUUGUGCUUUUAUUGCAUUUAUUUGAAAACACCUGCUCUAAUCUCCUUUACUUUAAUAUAUAUAUGUGUGUGUGUGUUGUAUAUAAACAUACAGUAUUGUAGUUUUCUAGUUAAGAGCGUGAAAUCAUAAAGGAAUCAGGUUUGUUUGUGUAAGAAUCACACUCCAGUAGAUGAAGAAGUUCAGAAAUAAAGAACUGGAUGAAAACCA
Xiphophorus couchianus (Monterrey platyfish) is the source of this 4236-nucleotide messenger RNA. It is a transcript of the gene slc40a1, whose product is annotated as solute carrier family 40 member 1. Gene Ontology annotation, biological process: iron ion transmembrane transport. Lineage: Eukaryota; Metazoa; Chordata; Actinopteri; Cyprinodontiformes; Poeciliidae. The coding region runs from base 281 to 1981 and encodes 566 amino acids. The record is from RefSeq and is a predicted model, not a curated record. Gene Ontology annotation, molecular function: iron ion transmembrane transporter activity; peptide hormone binding. Gene Ontology annotation, cellular component: basolateral plasma membrane. The transcript is spliced from 8 exons.